CGAAUAGUAUCUGACUGAAAGUCGCCGAAGAAAGGUGUGUUAUAAAUGUGCAUCCUUAACGUCGGGAUUUUUGCUAUUUUUUUUCUUUUGGUUGGAAUGAAAUAAAAUAAGAAAAUUUUUAUCAAAUCCUAAAAAUUUAUCAAGUUAAAUCUGAAUUUUGAUCCUUAGUUUUAUCUGUCCCUCUAUUUUUAAAUCCUCAAAAAUACCAAGUGUGGUUUAAGAAAAAAUUCAAGUUAAACAAAAUAUAAAUUGGAUUGAUUUUUAAGUUUAAAACCAAAUAUCGAAAAAAAAGUAUCUUCGAGUGCGUGACGAAAGUAUCUAUGGUACUUAUCAACGAGUGAAAAAUAAAAGAAAAAAUAAAUAAAUUGGAAAAUCAAAAUAAGGAAAAAAUUGAGUGAAUCUAAAAAGGAAAAGUGAAAAAGUGAUUUAGAAUUAAAUCAGAAAAAAAAAGAAUUAAAAAUACAUUAUGGAUUAAAAUUACAUUCGACAACUUCUAACCGGUCUAUGGAUAAUUUAUAUACCAUUUCGGGCUGACCACCAAAUAAAAUUAGCGAUUUUAUUGUCUGCAUAUCAAAUUCAAAUUAAUACCAAAAACAAAACACACAUAAAAUCAUAAAAGAUGUCUAAAAUUUGACACGAAAUUGUAGUUUCUUAAUUUUUAUAAUUUUUUUAUUUUUCAUUUUAUAAUUUUUAAACUUUAAUUUAAAUAAUCGUAUAUUGACACGCGAUAAUACUUAAUUAUAUUCAUUACAAAAAAUUAAUACAUCUAAGAAAAAAUAAAACAAAGUUAAGUUUUUUUUUUUUAAAUCACAUUCAAAUUUAAAUGUGGGAAAUGUAUGAAGAUCAUAUUGAAUGUGAUGAGUGCGGUGGUCCAGGACCCCCACCAAAAUUUAUGAUACCACCACCACCAAGGCCACCAUCAUUGGAUUAUGGCAUUAUAAAUACAAAUUGUAAUGAAGAAGAGAUGGCGCUUAAAGCAGCAUCAGCACAAAGCUGGGAUAGUGAUAUGUGUGAAGCAAUACCGAUUCUGGAUGCUAGUCUAUACAGCAGUCAAUCAUUACAGACAUCGGCGAUAAUUGCUGUAUUUUCAUUAUUAUUAGUUCUAGUCGUACUUAUAUCAUCCCUUUUUGUGUGGAAAAAUAAAAGAAAAGUUCAAAACUUUUUACCCUGCAAGACACCAACACGUGGUCCACAUAUGAAUGGACUACCGGGUGGACAUUCGGUGACAUAUGAAGAUCCAGAUGCACAUUUAGGACAUCGACCGUUGGUUAUGAGACAUCAUCAUCAUAACGUUGAGAUGUUACACCAUUCAAAAGGAAUUCACUAUCCCAGCGGCUAUCCGAUGACGAGGUCACCACCAUUUUUAGUCUCCUCAUCUCCGGGACCCGAUCCGUAUCGUUCGAAUGACAAUGUCUAUGAAGAACUCGGUCCGGGACGCGAUUCAGACGCUGAAUCCGAACCGCCACUACAUUCCGAUGAUGAUUUUGCCGAAGAUGAACUCUCAUUGCCUGGCGAGAGAUCAUUUAACAAAUCCAUUUCGGACACAGCCUCCACAAUACCCGUUUCGACUAUCUAUCAUGAACGAAUCACUGCGUCCUUGCAACCAUGCAACAGUAGCAGCAGCAAUAAUAAUAAUAACAACAACAACGGCCAUGAGCGGAAUUCACUGCUGUCGUCUUCGUCUUCAUCGAAUGCACAGCAUGAUGCAACAACAGUGACAUCUGCUGCCACAUCAACUUCGGCCUCAUCGACAAAUAAUAAUGCACCAAGUAGAACGGCUGGAAUUCUGUCAGGAGUCUUGCGGCACACAACCGGACGUCAGAAUAAUAAUCGCAAAAACCGCCAUAAGCCACCAGCGGCCAGUUCGAGCAUGGACGAGUUCAAUACUUCGGCGGGGUCAGAACAGUUGGUCGGCGAUAUGAUGGCUGGUGUGCCAAUGGCCCAGAAUCAUCUAUACGACAAUAGAAAUCACAAUCUUAUGUCAUUGGCCUACAAUAACAAUACCUUCCACCAUCACAGUCUGAACAAUAACCUAAACACCAACACUAACAACAACAAUCGUGCCCAAUACUACAACACGCUGGAGAAUGAAGUCGAAAGACGUAAUCGCAUCAACAACCAGCUCCACCAUCCAGCUUCGGCGGUGGCGACAAUCUUCCGCGAACGAAACAUUGUCAAUCACCCGAAUCGCUAUCCCCAGCCGUACUAUGCUGCCAGUAACUUGUUGAGCUCGAUGCGUUCCAGGACGAAUCCACGAAGCAUUGACCGUCGACGAAUAGUUCCUCCAAUGGAUCCCAUUGAGCCGACCUACGGCUAUGCGGAGCCCAUAUUCCAUGAAGGAUACCUCUACGACUCGUGUGGCCGACAGCAGCAACAGCAGUCGAAUACAGUCGGUCGCAAUGCGACGGCACUAGUCGGUGGUCCACUAUCAUAUCCGGAAUAUAUUGCUCCGGACUAUACGAGCUCUGCAGGGAUCAUGGGCUCUUAUCGACCGAGCACACAUCAGCAUCAUCAUCAUCAUCAUACGACUACUGGUGCACUAGGACACCAUCAUCACCAGCACAACCAUCAAUUGUACUCAAGGGGAAGUUCCGGAGGCGGCGGGGGUGACUCCAGUUUUGGCUCGGAUUCGGGAUACAGUCAUCAUCACAGCAGCACACCGGCCUCAUCAAUCGGCCGGGGUGUGGGCGGUGGCAUCCGAGGAAGUGGUAGCAGUGGCAACGGCAGUGGUCAGAACAGACUAACGGCUGCCUUAAAUUUUGGCUGGAAUCGACGACAGCCAAAGCAACAGCAGCAGCAAAAGCAACAACCAUCAUCAGCAGCCCAACUCCCUGCCCCACAAACAUCCACAUCCACAUCAUCAUCAUCAACAUCAUCGUCUGCAUGUCCAAAGGACAUGAAUGUUGAUCGAAGUCCGAAUAAUAACUCGGACUCCACCCAACAGCCAUCCCUAGCGACUACACAAACAGCAACAACAACAACACCACUAACACCAACAACAACUGGCUGCAAUAGCACAGACGUAGUCAACUGUAAUACACCAGCCAAGGCGUGAGAGUCGAGAGUCGAUCCCAAUUGUAAAUAAAAAACAAAUUCAAAAAACCCAUAGACUUAAGGAAGGAUUUCUUUUUUUUAAUUUUUGUUCGUUCAACAAGGACAUUGUACAUAUUGUGAUCCAGUAAAUACUACAACAACACAAACAUAAAUAAGUAAAAAAAUGGCAAAAGUAAGCAAAGCCUCAAAACAAAAAUGCAAAAAAUAAAAAAGAAAACAGUCAAGAGUUCCUUCUUCGAAUAUUUAAUGAGGAAACAAUGAAAUAAAUUAAAAUUCCUCCGUCAUUUUGUAAAUAUCCUUUUUUUGGUUCACGUUCUUUCUUCAUUCUUCAUUCUUUCCUAUGUGUGUAAAUAAAUAUUAAAAAGAAAAAUUAAAUUUUGUGAAUAUGAGUAGGUGUGUGUAAUAAAACAAAAAAAAAAAAAAAAACAAAUUGAAGAAGAAUUCAGAGAAAGAAAGAGAGAGAGAGAGCUUAUGUAGUAAUAUCCUUUCCAAAAAAUUGAAAAUAUAAAAAAUAAAAUAUUAUUUAUUUCUCGUACCUUAUUAAUUUAUUGUUUUUAUUUUUUUGUAAAUAAUAUAAUUUUAUCUGUAAAUUUCCUUUAAGACUAUCUUAAAUAAUUUUUUAGUUGUGAAAACAUGUGAUGUAUUAAAAUUUAAGAAAAUUUAACUAAAUACGAAAACCAUAAAACAUUAAAUAACUAAACAAUAAAAAUUAUUACAAUUUCUUACUAUGGAAAAAAAGACUUUUUGAGUUUAAGUUAUUUCUAUUUAAUUUUAAGUUUGUAAAUUACGAGUACUUUAAAAAUUUAAAAAAUUGUUUUGAAAUUAAGUCGAAGGAAAAUAUUAUAUUAUUUAAUUAUUUUUUUUUCAUUUGUUAAUUUAGUUUUUUAAGCGAAAAUAAUAUCAAUUUGAAAAAACGAAAACAAAAAUAAAACGAAA
Eupeodes corollae is the source of this 3990-nucleotide messenger RNA. It is a transcript of the gene pxb, whose product is annotated as nuclear transcription factor Y subunit alpha. The coding region runs from base 824 to 3055 and encodes 743 amino acids. The transcript has 5 exons. The record is from RefSeq and is a predicted model, not a curated record. Lineage: Eukaryota; Metazoa; Arthropoda; Insecta; Diptera; Syrphidae.